UGGGCGGAUGGGUGCUGGGGUGUGUCUGUAAGAUAGGGGGGUGGGGUAGAAGAGAUGGGAAAGUCAUGAGGGCCAGAACACCAGGCCUGAAUUUUUCUUACUGAAUUUUUCUUACUGAAUUUUUCCAUGGCUUUGUUGCAUCGAAGUACACUUUCUCCUUCCAACCAAAGCACUGUCUGACUGGAUGGUGGGGGAGAUCAGAAGACUGGGGCAAGGGUGCCCUGGGAAGGGGCCAUGGUGCCAAGCCAGUUGUGGGGGAGACUGAAGAAACCAUUUCUCUUCCUGAGCAGUGCCUCCCUCCUCCUGGGGCUGGUUUUGCUGGGUUCAUGGCCAAAAGUCGCCCCUGCUGCAUAUUUCUUUCUCAGCCUGGCUGGCUGCUGCUUCUUUGCCUGUCUUCUGGCCUGUUGCCUGGAAUGGGGGUUCCGGUCAAUGCAAAGAUCAGUACAGUCUAUGCAGACAGAGAGCCCGGGGUCUUCAGGCAACGCACGGGACAACGCAGCUUUUGAGGUACCAACCUAUGAAGAGGCAGUGGUGGUGUUGGAAUCACAGGACCAGCCCCAACCGUUGGAUCAACCACCUCCUUACAGCAGUGUUGUAAUCAUCCCAGGAGUUGAUGGAGGACAGCCUAACCAACCAGACAGUUCUAGGACAGGCCGACUGGAAAGGCGAGUGGGCUCAGAGGGAACUAUGACGCCGGCCAGAAGCCCUGGGAAUGCUCUUAUCAGCCUCCGACUGCGAGGACCACGAGUUGUGUCCACCGCUCCUGACCUGCAAAGCUUGAGGGUGACCCCCACCUCGGAACCUCAUACUCCACCCCCUGCCUAUGAUGUCUGCUUUGCUCACCAGGAUGAUGAUGAUAAUGUUUUCUAUGAAGACAACUGGACAAUCCCCUAGGUGAAUCUACAGACAUAACUAUUUUUCCCAGCCCAGACUCAAUCUCAUUUGCUCAGCAUUUCCUAGUGCCUACUAUGUCAGGAACAGUUUCUGUCUGGACAUCACAAAUGGGGUUUUGAAGCCUGAGCAAAGGCAAGCUACGGUUUAUCCCUAGGCAGUGGAGAUGUUGUUGGCACAAUUUAAAUCUGGCAGCAUCUGAUGACCUACCACCCAAUGUCCAGUAUUUCUACUGUUAGACGGAGACUGAAUGGUGAGGCGAUGCAGAGAAGCUAGAGAAGGACUGCAGCAGCCUAGGAGUGACAGACAGCGUGUUACAUCUGUUCCAGAAGCUGGGUCUCUUUUAGUCUGCCUGUCAGAGGGGUGGAAAACCUGCACAAGGACACGCUGCUGGUAAAUCCCAUAACCCCCUGAACUGCACAGCCUACUGUCCUUCAAUACAAGGUGAAAACGCAAACCAUGCCACCCGCACUGCUCUCAAUCCCCGUCUUGGGCCAACGGCUGGGAAGGGAUGGACUUCGAGGGCCAGUUGUGCCUAUGGGCAAGGGAGGACCGAAUGCGACCAAGAGAGCCCCGAGAAAGUCUGGAAAAGCACCGAUCGGUGCUGGAAACCCAGACAAACACCAGCCUCCCGGGCUCUUGAGAACUUAUCACAAUUGGCGUAGCGGGAAGAGAGGGAGAAGCCCGAAGGGGCGGAGGCUGCAAUUUCCGCGGGAAUCGCCAGCCAAUCGGAUUCCCAAGCCUUCUCUUUUCCUGUCCCUUCCCGUUCCGUCCACCGCCUUUUCGGACCGCAUUGGACAACGCUGGUUCCCAGAGAGCGUUCUGCGCUUGCGCACGGCAGGGGCGGGGAAGGCCUGCCUGGCGUGCGGAUGGUUGGACACCUGCGCGGCGGACGUCGGGAGGCGGGGUGGGGACGCGGAGGAGGCCGCGGCCUCGGGUCUGUUUAGUUUGUGGGCGGUUCGCUCACACGCUGGGAAAAGCGGGCAAUGGCGGCGCCGCGCGCGGGUUCCCGACCUGUCCUGCAGCAGAAGGGGCUUAUGGCGGCUGACAGGAGG
Messenger RNA from Dipodomys ordii (Ord's kangaroo rat), 1946 nucleotides. RefSeq names its product transmembrane protein 139 (gene Tmem139). NCBI's taxonomy places the organism in Eukaryota, Metazoa, Chordata, Mammalia, Rodentia, Heteromyidae. The record is from RefSeq and is a predicted model, not a curated record. The transcript has 3 exons. Bases 235 to 894 code for a protein of 219 amino acids.